Rhizopus microsporus ATCC 52813 is the source of this 1364-nucleotide messenger RNA. Its product is annotated as ferrochelatase. Lineage: Eukaryota; Fungi; Mucoromycota; Mucoromycetes; Mucorales; Rhizopodaceae. Gene Ontology annotation, biological process: heme biosynthetic process. The record is from RefSeq and is a predicted model, not a curated record. The transcript has 2 exons. Gene Ontology annotation, molecular function: protoporphyrin ferrochelatase activity. Bases 228 to 1046 code for a protein of 272 amino acids.
UGUUUUCUGAUAGAGAUAUCAUGCAAUUUCCAUUCCAAAGCGUAGCCGCCAAAUUUAUUUCUACUCGUCGAACACCCAAAAUAAAAGAACAAUACCAAGCUAUCGGUGGCGGUUCACCCAUCUUGUACUGGACGCGUAAACAAGGUGAGGCUAUGGAAAAGCUUUUGGAUACUAUUUCACCAGAGACAGGUAACUAUGCUCUUAAUAUCAAUUGGACAUUGUUUUAAAUGCUGGUAAUAGCACCUCAUAAGCAUUAUAUUGCGUUUCGUUAUGUUGAGCCUUUUACAAAAGAUGCAUUAGAGGAAAUGAAAAAGGAUAGAGUACAGAGAGCGAUCGUGUUCUCCCAAUACCCACAAUACUCAUGCUCUACCACAGGCAGCAGUCUGAAUGAGCUUCAUCGCCGUAUUAAAGAAUUGGGAAUGGAUAAGGAUAUCAAAUGGAGCAUCAUUGACAGAUGGCCAACACACCCCGGAUUUAUUGAUGCUACUGUUCACAAGAUUGAGCAAAAAUUGGCAGAAUAUGAACCAGAGGAACGAAAGGAUGCGAUCAUCAUGUUCUCUGCUCACUCACUUCCAAUGUCUGUCGUCAACAAGGGCGAUCCUUAUCCUGCCGAAGUGGCUGCUACCGUUGAUCGUGUCAUGUCCAAACUGGGUAACAAGUAUCCCUAUCGCCUCUGCUGGCAAUCUCAAGUUGGACCCAAAGCUUGGUUGGGCCCACAGACGUCAGAUGCACUGAAAGGGUUUGCAAAGGCGGGUAGAAAGAAUAUCGUGGUCGUCCCUAUCGCUUUCACAAGUGAUCAUAUCGAAACAUUAUUUGAACUUGAUCAAGAGUAUGCUAGUGAAGCAAAAGAGUUGGGAAUUACUGGCUGGAAACGAGUUGAUGCACUAAAUGAUGAACCUCUUUUUGUCAAGGCAAUGGCAAAUAUUGUAAAAGAACAUAUUGACAAGGGAGAAGUCGUAAGCAAGCAAUGGCCACUUCAAUGUCCAGGCUGUGAUUUUGAUACCUGUGGUCACUCGCGUGAUUUCUUUACAGAAGAAAAUAAAUAAACCUUAUGUGAUUCGCAUAUCAAAGACAAUUUGUAAGAUGUAAUUGGCUGACAACAUUUAUUCUUGCAUAUAAAGAUUAAUUUCCUUUUUUGCCAUGAACAUUUCUUUUUUCUUUUGUUCAUAAAUGAUUACAAAAGGACUUAUUUCAUCUUGUCGUAUUCUUAUACUUUAGAGGUAGACUGCUUUAUUCGACAGUAUCACAGUUACAUAAUCUAUCGUGAUACAGGGUGAAAGUAACCGCCACUUCGUCCUUGGCCGAAGCGGUGGCAUCGUCAAACUCUGAUGAACUCCUUGCCGCCGACAUUCUUUAUACGUUGA